AUGGUGCCCGCCGGCGCGCUGGAGCCGAAAUGGUCGAUGCCGACGGCCUUGCCCUUGCUGCCGACGUACUUGUGCUACCCGAGCGUGGCGUCGGCCUCGACGCUGACCCUGGCGGUGACGACGCCGGGGAGGACGCUUUCCUUGUAUUCCUCGGUCUGCUCGUCGAACAGCUCCCAGCUGACGAGCGACACCACGCGGACCUUCUUCCCUCCUUCCUCAGCUCCUCCGCUGCCUUGGUGGCGAUCUCCAGCUCCGAGCCGGUGCCGAGGAGGAUGAGGUCGGGCUUGCCGUCGCCGGAGUUGUCGGAAACGGUGUACCCUCCCUUCUCGACUCCUUCAACUGAGGUCCCCGGGAGGUGGGAGAGCUUCUGCCGGGAGAGAGCGAGCACGGAGGGCCGCUUCCUGUUGAGGAUGGCCACUUUGUAGGCGCCGGCAGUCUCGGUGCCGUCCGCCGGGCGGAGCAUCAGGAUGUUGGGCAUCGCCCGGAAGCUCACCAGAUGCUCGAUCGGCUGGUGCGUCGGUCCGUCCUCCCCAGCCCGAUGGAGUCGUGGGUCAUCAUGACGUAGAUAACCCCGCCUCGCACAGGGCGGAGAUCCUCAUGGCCGCGCGCAUGUAGUCGGUGAAGACAAAGAACGUGGCGCAGUAGGGGAUGAGCCCAGGGCUGUGGAGGCCGAUACCAUUGCAAAUGGCGCCCAUCCCGUGCUCCCUCACCCCGAACCGGACGUUCCUCUCCUCCGGCGUGUCCUUCUGGAAGUCACCGAACAUCUUCAGCAGUGUCAUGUUGGAGGACGCGAGGUCGGCGCUGCCGCCGAGGAGCCCUGGCAGCACCUUCGCCAAGGCGAUGAGACACUGCUGCGACAGGUUCCUCGUCGCAUCGCAAAUGCUCUCGGGGUUGUAAGUCUGCACAACAAUCGGAGGACGCCAGGCGACUUCAGAAAGAGCCCCUACCAUAUAUACAUAUAUAGCCACAGAAAGAAACGGAGGAAAUCCCAGUGCCGAAAGAUUAUUCAAGCUCACCGGGAGGACCUUCUCCCAUCCACGGGGCAACUCCCGCUGAUUAUCCCCUUCAGGGUCUCCGUCUCCUCCUCGUACUUGUUCUCGUACUCCGCGAACUUGGCGUUCCACUCGGCCUCCAGGGCGGCGCCUUCGGGGACAUGACGGCUCCAGUGGCUGUCAUAGCGCCGCCCAGAAACUCCAGUCGCCAGGAAACAACGCCCGGGCUGGCUCCAUUAAUGAGGGGUGAAGAAACAGGAGAUCCAUCUCCACGACGGGCAGGUACCUCUGGACGUCCUCGGGCACGUGGAAGGGCUCGUAGGGCCACCCAAGAUUCUGCCUGGUCGCGUCAACUUCCUUCGCUCCGAGAGCGCUUCCAUGGACGGCGUAGGAGUUGGCCUUGUUCGGCGACCCGAAGCCAAUGGUGGUAGUCAACUACAGGGUCGCCACAGAAACAGCAACAUCACUUCAUAACCACAAAUGUAAUUAACCGGCGACAAGAGGCGCCGGCUAGGAGGUAGGGACAUGCCUUUAUCAGGGUGGGCUUGUCCGUGACGGCCUUCGCUUCCGCAAUGGCAGCGCGGAUCUCGUCGUAGCCAGUGUUGCCGUUCUUGAUCCAGAUGGUGUGCCAGCCGAGGGCCUUGAAGCGGGCGCUGACGUCCUCGGUGAAGGCAAUCUCCGUGUCGCCGUCAAUCGAGAUGUGGCUGUCAUCGUAGAAAGCAAUCAGCUUUCCGAGGCCCCAGUGCCCCGCCAGAGAGCAGGCUUCAUUUGAUAUUCCCUCAAUCUGGCAACCGUCCCCAAGGAUCACAUACCUAUCAUAAGCACACAUCUACGUCGAGGUCAAUGACAGGGGCUAGCGAGGGAUAGAGAGAGAGAGAAAGCGAGAGAGGGAGGGAGGGAGGGAAGGAGGAGAGAGAGAGAGAGAGAGAGAGAGAGUACGUGUAAUGGUUUACGAUUUCAUCGUCGGGCUUGUUGA
Spirodela intermedia is the source of this 1968-nucleotide messenger RNA. NCBI's taxonomy places the organism in Eukaryota, Viridiplantae, Streptophyta, Magnoliopsida, Alismatales, Araceae. The record is from the annotation of a GenBank genome assembly.